Molecule: messenger RNA, 672 nt
Organism: Candida dubliniensis CD36
Lineage: Eukaryota; Fungi; Ascomycota; Pichiomycetes; Serinales; Debaryomycetaceae
Exons: 1
Coding region: 1-672 (223 amino acids)
Biological process (GO): regulation of gene expression; maturation of 5.8S rRNA
Cellular component (GO): exosome (RNase complex); nucleolus
Molecular function (GO): DNA binding; RNA binding
Source: RefSeq, a predicted model, not a curated record
AUGGAAAACAUAGACAAUUUAAAACUAUAUAUAAACUCAUUAUCACAAUCAAUAUCAAAUUAUGAACAAUCAUUAACCCCUUUACAAAACAAACAAUUAUCCGAUAUGAUUGUAAAUAUCAAUACUACAUCUGAAGAACAACAAAUUCAAAUAUUAAAUAAUUUUGCUUAUAUUUUAAUAUCAACAUUAUUUAGUUAUUUAAAAUCACUUGGUAUUGAUACUGAUUCUCAUCCUAUAAAAAUGGAAUUAACAAGAAUUAAAUCAUCAAUGAAUCGAUUGAAAAAUAUUAAGAAUGAAAUAAAUGGUGAUACCAAUAAACAACAAAAUGAAGAGGAAAAGAAAAAAUUGUUGAAACUGAAAGAAUAUUUAUCAAGAACUUUAGGUAUAAGAGAUGUUGGACUGAGUAUUGAUGUUAAAUCAAAAGGUACUUCUGCUAUAAGUAAUCAAAAUUUCCAAGGGAAACAUACAAAAUUUAAUGAUGAUGAUGAAGAAGAAGAGGAAGAUAAGAAACAAUUAGAAUCUAAACAAGAUGAUUUGAAAAAUAAUAACAAUAAUAAGGUACUGAAAAAAUCCAAAAAUAAAAAAUCAACCAAUACCAGUAAAAUAACUAAACCAAAAUCAAAUAAAAAAUCAAUGACAAAGAAUAGUAGUAAAAAGGAUAAGAAUAAAUAG